This is a messenger RNA of Pundamilia nyererei, 6140 nucleotides long. Its product is annotated as probable G-protein coupled receptor 158. The transcript has 13 exons. Gene Ontology annotation, molecular function: G protein-coupled receptor activity. Gene Ontology annotation, cellular component: membrane. Gene Ontology annotation, biological process: G protein-coupled receptor signaling pathway. Lineage: Eukaryota; Metazoa; Chordata; Actinopteri; Cichliformes; Cichlidae. The record is from RefSeq and is a predicted model, not a curated record. The coding region runs from base 486 to 4334 and encodes 1282 amino acids.
CACACACGCCGGUGGGCGACUCUCGAGGUGGCCUAUUAGGAUUUUAUUGGGAGGGACGGAACUUCGAGUACAAUUUGCUCUCUCCCUUGUCAUUCUUCUCCUGGAUUUCUCCGAGCGGGAGUAAAAACAUAAGGAGAACCCGAGCACUCCCCUGGAUUGCGGGCUGGUGAGGAGUCCGUGUGGUUUUCUCAUGAGUUAGGAAGCUGGUUCGUGUCUGUGCAGCUGUUUAGAUCACACUGUGUGUUUUUUUUUUUAACAGAAGAGAGGAAAAGUGUGCUCUCUCUGAAAGAUGCAAAGAUGACAAGAGGAAAUCGUUUGCCGUUUUAUGCUUGGUCGUAGGUAUGAAAUCCAGGACAUCCUCGGGCGUGUGUUUGAAAGUGUUUCUGAUCUCCUGAAGCGGCAGAAGAUAUAGAGUGGCUUUGGUGAUGGUCGCCACACUUUGCCAAGUCCACGCGGUGUCUGCUCUGUGCCUGUGACAACGAACCAUGGCUCUCCUAGUCGUCCCGUUGCUCCUGCAAACAGGGCUCGUUUGGGGUUCAAACUACGGUUAUGUGGAGUGGUCUGACAAUGACCGCGACGAUAAGAGCCCACCAGUCUUCAGCACCCAAAAUAUCAACAGGGAGCCACCCCACCAUCCGACCUAUUACCCAUUACCAGCCACCGAGCGCACGGUGGUGGCGCACAAAAUCGAGGAGGACCUGCCCAGGGUGGUGACCGCUUUCUUGCACACCGGGGACUCUUCGGCGCUUAGACAGGUCAACUGUUCGCGGAGGUACGAGCUGAGCAGCCUGCGAGGCGGCCUCCACGUCGCCUCCCACUAUUCCCUCCACAGCAUUCUGGACACUGUAGCGCACGCCACAAACUUCCUGAAUAUGAUCCUGCAAGCCAACAGGUCCCGGGAGCAAACCCUGCGGAGGGACAUCCACUGGUACCACGCGCUGGUUCAAAGCAUCCUCGAAGGGGAUCCUAAAAUCCACAGGGCAGUGGUGACCUUGCACACGGAUGCGCUGACGCCAGGGCCCCACGUUUUCCUCCAGGCGACGAGAACCGAGAAUGAAGUGGUACUACAGGACCUAUCCGGCUCUGCGCACCGUCACCUCAAGGGCAGGAGUCCGGAGACUGACUGGUUUAAUGAGUUCAGGGACGGCAGGAGACCACACAUGCACAGAAGAAUCACGGAGGCAUCGGGCUCCAAGAGUGGCACUUAUCUCCUGGACAAAAACCAAAUUAAGUGGUCUGCGCCAUACCUGGAGUGUGAACACGGAACGUUUGUGCCCUAUUGGCUGCUCACCCUGUCUGCAGCCUUCUAUGGACUUAAGAGCAACUCAGCGCCAGAGUUCAGGGGCGUUGUCCGCGUGGACGUGAACCUGCAGGAUGUGGACAUUGACCAGUGCUCCAACAGUGGCUGGUUCGGUGGGACCCAUCGCUGUAAUCUUACCAGCAUGGAGUGCACUCCCAUUGUUGGCCAUGGAUUUGUGUUGGACAAGUACAAGUGCCAGUGCAGGAGAGGAUUUUACCAUCCGAGCCGAGUGGCGCUCAAUGGCUUUAAAAGUAAGGAGCAGGGCUCUCACAGAGACGAAUCCUCCGACGUGUCCAGCAAGUGCCUGCCGUGCCGCGAGGGCUGUCCCUACUGCCGGGAUGACACGCCCUGCCUGGUGCAGGAGGACGGUGCUCUGAGGCUCUCUGUGGCCUCCUUCCAGGGUCUCUGCAUGAUGCUGGACUUGGCCAGUAUGGUGGUGGUCUACCACUUCAGGAGAAACAAGAGCAUUCGUACAUCUGGUCUCAUUCUGCUGGAAGCCAUCUUGUUUGGUGCGCUACUUCUCUACUUCCCAGUGAUGAUCCUGUACUUCAAUCCCAGUGUGUUUCGAUGUAUCCUCCUGAGGUGGGUUCGCCUGCUGGGCUUUGCCAUCAUGUACGGGACCGUCAUCCUGAAGCUCUACAGGGUGUUAAAGGUGUUCCUGUCCCGCACGGCCCAGAGGACACCUUACAUGACCAGCUGGCGGGUCCUGCGGCUGCUGCUAGUCAUUCUGCUGGUGGUGCUUUGGUUCCUUGUGGCCUGGACGUCCUCCGUGUGCCAGAAUCCGGAGCUGAGUCAGGCUCUCAUCGCUGCGGGUCUCACUCCCGAGGGGCUGCAGUUCAGCAUGUGUCUGCUGGACCGAUGGGACUACAUGAUGGCAGUCGCUGAGUUCCUGUUCCUGCUGUGGGGCGUGUACCUGUGCUACGCUGUCCGCACCGUACCCUCGGCUUUUCACGAGCCACGUUACAUGGCCGUAGCCAUCUACAAUGAGCUCCUCAUAUCGGCCAUCUUCCACAUUAUCAGGUUCUCUCUGGUGCCGGGACUGCACCCAGACUGGAUGCUCAUGUUGUUCUUUGCUCACACUCACCUGACUGUGUCUGUGACUCUGGCCCUGCUGCUGAUACCUAAGUUCCUGUACAAAGGGACGCAGGCGAGAGACGAUAUAGCCACCGAAGCUUACGAGGAGGAGCUAGACAUAGGAAGAUCUGGCUCCUACCUCAACAACAGCAUCACCUCGGCCUGGAGCGAGCACAGUUUGGACCCAGAGGAUAUACGGGACGAGUUGAAGAAGCUGUACGCCCAGCUGGAAGUCUACAAAUGUAAGAAGAUGCUUGCCAACAACCCUCACCUUCAAAAGAAGCGCAACUCCAAAAAGGGUCUGGGUCGCUCGCUGAUGAAACGGAUAACAGAGAUCCCAGAGACUAUGCACCUGCACCGGCAGUGCAGUCGUGAUGAUGGCAGCGAACACGGCAGCAACCGCAGCACCUUGAGGAGAAAUCCCUUUGAGCCGAGCCACCACGGAAAACCUCGAGACGACUCCCUGAAGAACAAAGUCAUGGGCUUGAAAAAGUCACUCAGCUAUGACCACGUCUGCGACCAGGAUGAAGAAGGCGCAAGCCAGAGCGGCUCAGCUGCGGGAGACAAAACGACUCCUGUUGGGACUGUAGGGGAAGGAUCUCUUCUGGGCUCUCUCAUUGGCCGUAAACAUGCCAAGAAGCAGCUGGAACCAGCUUCGACUCCACCGAGGCUGGAACCAGCCGUGUCCACCGAAUCUGUGCCGCUCUUCUGGAAAUCAGCCAGCGCUCACAACCUGACACACGAGAAGAAGCCUGUGCACCUGCGCACUUCCAUUAUGCAGAAAUCCCUGAGCGUGAUUGCGAGUGCCAAGGAGAAGGUGCCGGGACUCACUAACAAGACUCAGAGCGUCGAGGAUGCCAGUAAGAAGUGCGUGAAGGGACUGGAAGGGAGGACGCUGUCAGAGGUGGAUGAGACACCUGAGCAUUACCCCAAGAUGCCAGUCAGCCAAUCGGUGGAGUACUCCAAGACACCUUUGAAGAUGGGCAUAAUGAAGCAACAGGUGAGUGGGAGCCAGCCAUCAAUUUGCUCUGAGACGGGGAGGAACCUUUACGAUGUGUCCGAGGUUUGUUCCUGGGAAAUGGAAGAACCACAGACUCCCUCAGAAGCAAAAACCCAGAAGCAUGUUUCCAUCGCUCCUGGAGAAACCACCUCGGGCCGGAGAGGCAGCAGCAGCAGCUCUGGAGUCACCAAAGGUGGUCGGUCCCAGCAGAGGCAGAAGACGAGCCAGUCUCCUUCCAACAGACGCCGCGCCAAAGAUAAAGGAGGAGAAAAGGAGGAAGGAAGGGAAACACGGAAAUCUCGGGCACCCAGGUCACCUCUUCCUCUCAAGCCGGAUGUGUGUCCCUGGGAAUUCGAUGAGCAACCCAUGCUGAAAGGAGAUUCGGAUUCCAUUUCUCCAGACAGAAUCAGGCGUAAGAAGAGUGUCACGCCUACUGAUGGGAAGCCCAAAGGGCUUCACUCAGACCACUCCAAGUCCACAGGCAGCCUUUUACAGCCCCCGUCUCUGAUGGUCGAAAUCUGCCCAUGGGACUACACCGGCCCACCUUCACCUAAGCAGGAGAAGACUUGCAACAGCCCCACUUCACACAAGAAGAAACGGAAAGGCUCCAGCUCAUCCAACCACAAAGCUGAGAAGGAGAAAGGGAGGGAGAAGAGUAGAGAAAGGCGGAGCUCCUCCAGCAAGCCUCCGUCGGAGAGGAGAAGGGUCAGCCAGUCUUCGGAAUGCGGUGGGCCGGUUUCUGAGCGGCGGAGGAGCUCAACAAGAGACCCAGAGGUGAUGGAGGUCAGGAGGGCGGAGGUUUUCUCCCGGGAGACCGAGCUCACGCACGGCAGCUUGGCUCAGACUAGAAAAUCAUCAGAGAAGAAGAAAGACGGCUCUUUGAGCACUAGUUAUAAACCCGGGGCGAAAAUGGUUGACGUUUGCCCCUGGGACUUUCAGGACUCUGGGGAGAGGGCGUGAUGACUGCCGGGGGACGAAUGAACGUACUUUUUUCAUAUCCAGAUGACAGAUAUUGCAUUUCAUGAGAAGGGUUUCCUGUGGGUCACCUUAUGGAGAAGUAUGUUGUAAGGAAAGGAACAUCUACUCUGCUGCCUAUUGAUGCAAUCCAGACAUAAUUAAUUGCUACACAGCAACCAUCUUGUUCUUAUAUGCAGUAAUGCAACCUUAAAAACACUUUAAAUGAUUUUUUUGGUUUGUUUUUUUACACUUUUGCUUGCACAUUUGUCAAAGUUACAUAUUCUGUAUGUUUUUUCACACUGAGUCCAUUUUGAAAAAAAAAACAACCUGUAUUUACGAGCAGAGCAGACAAUCGUUCACCACAAAGCACCGUCGACUCUUAACCUGGGCUCGCCGUCGGUCUCACGUGUUAUGCAGACGAUGUUCUACGUUACGCACCGAGCCAGUGGAGACUUACUUAUAUCAGAUCAGCAGCAGGGAGAAAAGACCUAAGGAAAAAAUAAACAGAAAAUGAGAUCUGAGAAGCAAGACCAAAGCCCCAGACACAGCUGCGAUGCCUUAUCUUUAGGCCAAAUGCAUAAUUCAUGUCGCCAAGAUGAUCUGUUAGAUUAGAGAAACGUGGGAAUAACAGAGGAUUGUACCGCAGCCAAAUGAGACAAGCUGUGUGUUUUAGUAAAAGCUUUCCAUAUACAGUAUAUGUUUUUUUCUAAAAAAAAGCCGUCGCAUGUGGCAUACUGUGGAGCAUCCAGUAGCUAAAUGUUUAUGGGUCAGCGUGUUCUCAAAUAAGACAGUGGAGCCUUCGAUGUCGUGCCUAUGGUAUUCGUCUCCUUACAUGAUGCUUUCGAAGUGACGUGCACUGUGUUUCAAAUGGUCGCAGUUACAGUUGAGGAGUACUAAAAUAUCCAUCAGGCUCUCCUGUCUGCUGAUAUUUGUUUACUGUUGUAUUCUUUCCCAGGAUGCCCCGCCCCCUUUUAAAAAACCAAUAAAAAAAGACUCUUGGAUCAGAGGCUGUAGUAUCUACACAUCCACUGAAACUGUGACGAGAUCCUCCAAGAACCAGGACCAAGACUAGAGUGGAUGAUGUGAAUAAUGCAUUCCCCUCACCACCCCAUCACUUAGUUGCCCAUUUACCAUCUGCUUGAAUGCACCUUCCCUUAAAUCUUUGCACAUUCUCUAUUUCUAAAGCUACAACGAUGCAUGACCAGAACGUUUUUUUUUUCUUUGCCACUUUCUCACUGACAGAAUAUGAGUCAUUUACCAUCACAGCAUCGUGUCCAGAAAUGACAAUAACAACAACAACAGCCAGCCUUUCUGUCCUGUAAUCAGCCACCCACCACUGGCACCUAGAAGCAGUACGGUCACACAAAAUAGUCAGUUCAGUUUCAUGAGGGUUGUGUGUGCAUGACUGUGAAAAUUUAGGGAACGUGAUGCACCAGAAUUCACCUUUGCAUUUCUUAUGAAAGCAUGUGGGGUUUGUUUCAAAUCUGUAUUUAUCUAGCAUCGUAGGGAAGAAUUCCCUGUGUGAGGUCUGGCUCUAUAAAAUAAAAAUAUUUUUAAAAAAAGAAGCUUGAUAAACAAACAUGACCCACAACUCCGACUUUCACAUUUCUGUCAGAUGUUUUGAGGGAGCUUGAAACGGAACGUUACCUACGUGUAUUUAAUGCUCGUUAUACUGUCUAGUGUUGCUCCAAAGUUGCAAGCUGUCGUAGCAUCCACCUGGGAUUAUUUAUAUUGUACAUUCCAUAUUGUGUUGCAUGUACAUACAGUAAAUAUUCUGUUAUCAGCUCUGAAUUAAAUGUUUCUAUGAAA